AUGUUCGCGCACGACAUGCUGGAGGCCAGCUGCGGCCAGGUGAGCAUCGACGACGUGGAGGGCCCGGUGCUGAGGCUCCUGGUCGCCUACACGUAUACCCUGCAGGCCCCCCAGCUGCCCGACACGGCCGCCCAGCUGCUCUCGGCGGCCGACAAGUACGGCUUGUCGGCCCUGAAGGCUGCCUGCGAGCGGCAGCUGAUCUCGCAGUUGGCCGUCGAGACCGCAGCGGCGACGGCCGUCACGGCAGUGAGGCACUCGUGCCCGGACGCCGCCAGGGCUGCCGUCGCCUUCAUAAAGGACCACCUGCAGGUGAUGGCCACGCGGGGCUGGGCGGACGCUGUGCUCGAGCACCCGCAAGAAGUCAUUGAAGUCUGCAGUAUGCUCGGUGAGCCACCUGCAGAAGCCAGCUCGCCGACCGCCACAGGGGGCGGGUCCACCCCCAACUCUGACUGUCAACCCCACAGCGGCCACAGCCAGACUCCUACUGCAGCUGCGCCUCCCACGUCUGCCCGACACACCCCUCCACCCAAUGACGCAGCCGUCCGUCGCUUCCGGUGA
This is a messenger RNA of Schistocerca serialis cubense, 558 nucleotides long. RefSeq names its product speckle-type POZ protein-like. The transcript is spliced from 2 exons. Gene Ontology annotation, molecular function: ubiquitin protein ligase binding. The record is from RefSeq and is a predicted model, not a curated record. Lineage: Eukaryota; Metazoa; Arthropoda; Insecta; Orthoptera; Acrididae. Bases 1 to 558 code for a protein of 185 amino acids. Gene Ontology annotation, cellular component: cytoplasm. Gene Ontology annotation, biological process: regulation of proteolysis; proteasome-mediated ubiquitin-dependent protein catabolic process.